Bombyx mandarina (wild silkworm) is the source of this 4604-nucleotide messenger RNA. RefSeq lists its product as uncharacterized. The record is from RefSeq and is a predicted model, not a curated record. Lineage: Eukaryota; Metazoa; Arthropoda; Insecta; Lepidoptera; Bombycidae.
CCUACAGCUCAAUUUACUAAAAGUUAUGUUUUUCUUUAGCCAUAUUUUAUUUUGAUGUAUAUUUUAAUAAACAUAUUUACUUUUGGAACUCUUUAUGUAUACAAUUAGUUCUAAAUCUACACUUAAUGAUAAAUAGUUUAAAUUGAGGCUUGUUAGUGAGUGACCGUGGUAUAGUAUAAAAAUGAUUAAAUAUUUGUUUUUAUGCACCAUACUAUUUGCCUCGUUGGUCAGUUGCAUCAACGUGACCACAGUAGAUACACAACAUGAAAAAGUUAAACCUUCACUCAAUACCUCUAAAGAAAACAUCAGCAAAGAUUCGAAAGUAAAUAUAUUAAGUGAAGGGGGUGCAUUGUUGUCAGAAACUCGGACACUUCCUAAGGACACAUUGAUUGAUUUAAUGAGCUUAGAGGAAGGAAUAACCAAACAAAAAGAAAAACCCAUACAUCCUAGGAAAGGAGUUGGAAACUAUACAAUAAUAAAUUCCACAAAUUUACAAAAUAUUAGUACUACUGGUAAUAUUGCAAAUACAACUGUUUUGAAUUCAACUGAAAAACUUUCAAGUGAAAAUGUGAUAAGUGAUUCUAAAAUACCAAUUUCUGCAUCAUCUGAAGCUGGAAUACACAAGAAGCCAACAUUGCUAUCAUCAGAUAAAAUGGACAAUGAUGCAAAUGCACAGGAGAAGUUAACUGAAAGAAAAACAAUGAUUUUACCAGAUAAAAUGACUCAAAGUAAGACAGUUACUAAGCACCCAGGAAUGGUAAUUCCUGUAGUUAUCACAAUACUUGUGGUUCCCAUGUUUGCUGUGCUUGGAUAUUUGGCUUUAAAAAGAGGGCAAGAGGCAUGGAAGAAUAGACAUUACAAACGCAUGGAUUUCCUUCUUGAUGGCAUGUAUAAUGACUAGACUAUUAUGUGAUAAAUUGAGUGUAAAGGAAUAGUUUCUGAUAAGAAAGCCAGAUGUUAAUGCUGUUGGUGUAAAUUGAUAAAAUUUCAAUUGAAAAACAACAUUUAAUAAAGCUCAGUGCAUCUCAUGAUCUAAAAACAAUUUAAAUGACUCUCUCAUGUUAUAAGGUGGUACAAGUUUCCAAUUGUUAGUAUUACUUGGCUUAGUGGAACUAUUCCUUUACUAUUGAUACUUAGUAUAAUCUGACCAAAUGCACCAAAAAACUAAUAAUGUAACAUUUAUUCAGAAGAAUACUUUGUACACAACUGAUAUUUUGCCCUGCCUUGUAAUAGUAAUUAUAAUUCAAACACUAUAAUAUAUACUGUUUUUUGUUUGUUUGUAUUUGAAUUAAUUUUGUAACUGUAAACUGAUGUCUGAUGACUUGGCAGUAGCUUGACUCUGGCUGUGCUUGACAGCCUGUGGCAUUGCUCAUGUCUAUGAGUGAGGCUGUAUGUUUGUCUGACUGCAUGGCAAUAAAAAAUAACAUGUAUUAAGUGAAAGAAAAUGUUUGAACAUUUUUGGUGCUCAAAAUGUGCCUUUUAAUAGUAAGUGAUUUAUUAACUAUUUUGUAAUAUUUGAUAGCAAUAUUUCGUCUUCCUUUUUUAGAUAAGAUAAAAGUAUUUAUAUAAAAGAAAAUGUGAUAAAGAUAUGUUAUUAUUACUUUUGUAUUUUUAUGCUUCAGUUAAUGUUUAUAUUGAAAGAGAAUAUGUAACAAUUGUAAAACAUUGUGACCCUGCAUGAUGGGUCGAUCAAUACUAUUGUUCUAUUUAUACUAUGAAGUAGAUAUUUAAGGGUAGCACAGACUGAAUGCUAAAACAAUUAACGUUGGAACAGACUCAAGAUUGUCACUCAAGGUUGCAAUCAUUAAUUUAUUAAAUUUAUUAGAUAGAUCUAACUUUUGUGCCUUGAUACAUACGAUACACAUUAUUUUUGUAAAAAUUUAAUGUAACUAUGAUUAAAGCGAUUUUAUUACUUACAGUCAGAUUUUUAAUCUGAUUGAUGUAGUUUAAUACUCUCUUAAUUGUACAUAUGUCCUUAAUGUUCAAGUAAAUUCAUUAGAUUGUAAAAAUAUCUGGGCCAUUCUUUAUCACUGUAGAGUUGGAAUGUGUUACUUAAAAUCAAAACAGUUCAAACAAUUAAACUUUUGUCAGUCAAUGGGUUGAUACCUAUUAGUCUGACAUACUUAAACAAUGGAAUUUGGGAUAAGAGAGAUGAGCUAGACUCGGUUGACUUACUGUAAUUGAAAGUUAAUGAUGGUAUUAUGUGUAUUGUUAGCACAUUAUUAUUUUUUACACCAAUUACUUCUCGGACUCUCAUUGUUAUUUUAUUCACUUGCAAAAGCAUUUAUAUGUAAAUCUGUUACAAAAAAAAAGUUGAUUUUUUGGAAUGAGUUCAAAGAAAUGUACUAUCUGUAACAUUAAAUUUAAUGGGUAUACGAGCUCACAGCGCAUCUGAUGUUAAGUGGUUACCAAAGCCCAUAGACAUCAACAACUUAAAUACCUACAUUGAGUAAUAAAUAGUUCUAAGUCUCAGUUUUAUAGCAUAAUGGAAGCUCAAAUGAAGCAGGAAUCUUAUCUUUAAGGCAGCGGCGUAGCGAGGGGUGGGGGCAAGGGCUUCAUGCCCAAGGCGCUAUUCACAAAGGGGUGCAAAACAAAAAAUAUUUUGAUUUUUUUAAAAAUACUUUCUGGAAAAUAUAUUUUUAAAUUUAGUGCCAGUGUAAUAUAAUAAAUGUUAAUUCGUAAAUAAAAACAAAAAAGGAAUAUUCAUAGUAUAAAUAUGGGCGCUAAAAAGGUUUUGUGCCCCAGGCGCGACUUACGUGAGUUACGCCACUGCCUUUAGACGAUAACUCCACAUUCUGAUAGAGUUUCUUGUAAUAAGUAGUAUAAACAAUUUUAAUAACAGUUUUCUAUAGAGGUUAAUGCAAUACAACGGACACUCGCAUAUUUUUAUUCGUAAUAACGAUUUUAACGUUUACGAAAUAGAGGCCAGAUAUGAAGAGUUUUGAAGCAAUUUCAAUAUAAGAUCAAAAAAAUAUUUUUUUGGAAUCACCGAAGUAUUUGAAUAGAUAGUACAACAUAGGUCACCCAGUAGGCUGCCGUACCUUGGGGCAAGUAAACUCUCGCAUUUAAGUUUACCUGACACAAAUAUUGCCAUUCCAAUUGAUGAAUAAAUUGAGAUUAUUAUAAUAAUACAAUUCAUACAUCAUAUCUAUCGUUCUCUGCUAUUCAUGAUUUAUUAUUGCUUCGAUGGGUGGACGAGCUCACAGCCCACCUGGUGUUAAGUGGUUACUGGAGCCACCUACAACGUAAAUGCGCCAUACCAUUGAUUGAAAUCUGUCAAAUACCUAUGCUGUCAGUACCUAAACUGAUAUUUCAUAUCAAUCAAUUUGGAUUCAUUUUGUUGUUUAAUACUAUUAAAGCUCACAGCAUCGGAAUGUGUUUUUACGUAUUCACUUUUCAAAUUCUGUUUGCUUGGACUUUUUGUUUUUGUUUUUUUUGUACGUUUGACUGGUAUUUCAGAGUGAUCGAAAGAAUUUAAAAAUAAAAAACUAUUUGCUAAUGUUAAAAACUUUGUUGUGUUGUUAUGUUUUAUGUAUAAAGCAAUGUAUGCUUUAAAAUAAAAUAACUGACAUUGUAUAAUAUCAUAGUCUAGUUCUUUCAGGUUCAAUUGUUAAUUUUGUUCCGAGCUUUUGCAUAAGUGGAAUGUUUGUUGAUUAGAUACUUACUUAUUUAUGAUGUUUAUGCAACUUUCGGUCUAAGCAUAAACCUACAAUACUUAAAGUAACCGUUGAACUAUCUCUGAUCUUGUGUUCCAUCUCACUAGGAAUCAUUAUCAUAAAUCCUGAUUUCAAAAUCACAUAGUGGAAAUUUUAUCGGUGAUGAGUUUGUUCACGAUGUUUUAAGAAUUGUUUAGUAUCAAUAGUGUGCGUACCCGUAAGAAAUUUAAUCGAGUUUAUCUAAUGAGAAUAUUUCUAUGUUCAACCUCUAGUGUUUCAAAUCGUGCAUGUGGUUUUAGUUAUUUUCUCACACGUUGUUUCGUGGUGGUAUCCGCGUUACGAUUUCUGAAGUCUAUAACCCCCCUACACUACGGAGCUUAACUAUUCUCGUUAAACUAACUGUAAAAGAACUUUGAGACUGACCCCUCUCAAAACAGCAACUGCUCCUGCUCUGGUUCUCAUUUUCAUAAGAUGAGACUGUGAGAACCAGACAUAAGAUUUUCAUAAAAAAAACACGAAUUGUAUUUUCUUCGAUUUAUGCGAGUCAUUGACAAUAAAGCUACUUUUACUAUUUAAUCUCACGAUUAUUAUUUUUAUUUUAUAGUUUAAUAGCAAUAAAUAGUGUUAACCUAUAUCAUGGAUAUUUUUGUAAAGAUCUAAAAAUCUUUACGUCGAUAAACCUACUCAAUAUUUUUAAACCAAAUCCCACAAAUUUCUUGUGAGACCUCUUUUUUAAGUAGGUAGUUUUAUUUGUACUGUUCUGUUUUUGCAAUUGGCUUUAAGAUAAUAUAAUUGGCUAAUAAAAUACGAGUACCUACGCGGAGAAAAUUAACAAGCCUACAACAAAAACUAAGGGUUGUGAACAUAUUUUUCGAUAAUUCUUAAAGUCUAUUUUUGGAAUUUAUAUUAUAAUUUACUAUAAGUAUACCUACCUACAAUUUUUAUGAU